This is a messenger RNA of Peronospora farinosa, 1818 nucleotides long. Lineage: Eukaryota; Oomycota; Peronosporomycetes; Peronosporales; Peronosporaceae. The record is from the annotation of a GenBank genome assembly.
AUGGCAACUCGAGCUAGUCGUCCCCGGGGUCUAUCAGCAAACCAUGUCAAUGAGGAGGAACGAUUGCAGACCAUCAUAAAUGACAAGUCCACUCUGUCUUCCGUACGUCUACUUGGAAAGAAAAAUUGGGUCAAGAUGGACGAACGUCCCAAUUGCUUUUACUGUGCUCGCAAGUUCCGACCAUUCUCGAUCAAACGCCACUGCCGUUCUUGCGGGGAGAUUGUCUGCUCCAACUGUUAUCGCCGACGCAGAGUGAGUGUGACCCCAACACUGGAAGUCACGGUGCGUCUCUGUUUUGACUGCAUCGACAAAGCCAUGCUUUGUGCUGAAAAAGAGAACCUUGGCAAGAGUGCAGUUAUCAUGAAACAACUGGGCUCUGACGAGGAUGGCACCGAGAUAAUCGACAAUGAACAGUGCAAGCUGGACGGGAAGAAGACCUUUGGAGCCUGCAGCCUGCAGACCACUAGCACUAGCACAUCUUCUUGCAGUCGCUUUUCGGAAUUCUCGGCCUUUGACAACUCGAGCGAUGGAAACAGUGACGCAAGCGACAGCAGUAGUCGUGGAGGGUCGAUUUUGGGUUUUAGCCGUCGAGGACAAUCCGUCAUUCCAGCAACCGAGCUGAUUGAAUUUUUUCAUGAAGAGGAACAGCUCAAGAUCUAUGACGCCCGUAGGCACGAAAUCCUUACACAGCUCAAAGUGCUGGACACCGAACCUGAAAAGGAAUACGACGCGCUCUGUGAGCUGGUUCGGCAGGUUUUCGACAGCAGUGUGGCUGCAGUGGCGUUUAUGGACCAGACUCGGCAGUGGUACAAGGCACGAUACGGUAUCGCCCAGGCUGAGCUACCACGCGACAUUGCCUUUUGCUCGCAGUUGUUGCAGACGCCACUGCCGACAAUAAUCAUGAACGCGACCAAAGACUCUCGUUUCAACCAGAACCCGCUUGUCACGGGCUCAGCUAACAUUCGUUUCUACGCCACAGCACCUAUUUGUGAUCCCAGCAGUGGCAUCGUUAUCGGUUCAGUGUUCGUCAUGGAUCCUAAGCCAAAACAGAAACUACCACCACGUGCGAUGGAGAUGUUGUCAUAUGUAUCUUCAGCCAUUGAAAAGCUUCUUCAAGGCGAAGCCUCUACACUUGCUGCUUCUACCAUGAAUCAGAAGCUGUACACAUCAACUGGUCAUUCCAUGCGCCGAGAAUCGUUGCCACUAUACCCAGAAAAUCGAACUGCUUCUCUUCGGAGCGUACCUGAGGACAUUGAGGAUGUUGACUUUUGCCAUACCCCCUUACGGUCGAAUGCAUCCAGCUCGUCAUUAAACAGUAGCUUGUGGAACAGCCAGCGUAGCAGCUCGCGGAGUAGUCAGUGUAGCAGCUUGCGGAGCAGCCAGCGUAGCAGCUCGCGUCGCUCGGGGUCUAAAAGACCGGUAUCAGCUUCAAAUUUACAAUUGCGACAUCAGUCACCGGACUCGAACGGAGGAUCGACGUCUUUGGAAUCACGCAAGUCUUCCAACACGUCCAACUCAAAGCUCAGUAUCAAUGAUCUGGUCUCUGCGGAACCACUGAAAAUCAUACCAGCGCAAGAGGCAGCUCCAGCUCAGUUGAAAAACGUCGACUGCAAUGAACUCUUUCGCCGCAUCACUUCCACCCAAGAGCUCUUGGCUCAGCAACACGGUACUCUUUUGGCGACGUUAACGCAGCACUCAUCCCGUAUCAGCUCUAUCGAAAAAACCGUCGACCGAAUUGAAGGUAUCUUGUCCAUCCAGCAAACACACAGCAUGGUCCGUCUUGUCGACUCGCCGGAGCGGUGGCCAGUGGAUUUGUAG